Molecule: messenger RNA, 2690 nt
Organism: Pelobates fuscus (common spadefoot toad)
Lineage: Eukaryota; Metazoa; Chordata; Amphibia; Anura; Pelobatidae
Product: extracellular calcium-sensing receptor-like
Exons: 6
Coding region: 1-2580 (859 amino acids)
Biological process (GO): G protein-coupled receptor signaling pathway
Cellular component (GO): plasma membrane
Molecular function (GO): G protein-coupled receptor activity
Source: RefSeq, a predicted model, not a curated record
AUGUUCCUUCUAAUUCCUGUAUUUUACUCUGAAGACCAGCAAUGCAGACUGCCCGUCACAGAGCUUGGAGGGAUGUUACAGCCUGGAGAUAUAAUGGUCGGGGUGAUAUUACCUCUGCAUCUUGAUAACUUGUAUCAAACGAUAUUCUUUAAUGAGACACCACCCAGUUUCCCAUGUUUGAACUUCCAGUAUGAGAUCUAUCAGUAUCUUCAAACAGUGAUAUUCGCCAUAGAGGAAAUCAACAGGAAUCCUAAUAUUCUCACAAAUGUCUCCCUUGGAUAUCAAGCAUAUGAUUCGUGCAGUUUGUUGCAGCAGAGCGUACAGGGAACCUUUCAAGUACUGACAGGACACAGUAUGGCCAUUCCUAAUUACCGGUGCAUUGGGGACAUCCCUUUAAGUGCUGUCAUUGGCCAGUCUGCAUCUACACACUCAAUUAUGCUGGCACAUAUUCUGGGGCUCUACAAAUACCCACAGAUCAGUCACAUUUCGACUAGUCCUCAAUUAAGCGACAUCAAUAUGUUUCCCUCUUUCUUCAGGACUGUCCCCAGUGAUAUUUUUCAGUCUAGUGGUAUUGCCCAACUGGUAUUGAAUUUUGGAUGGACAUGGGUGGGGAUAUUGGGUGUAGAUGAUGACUAUGGCCAACAGGGAAUUCAGACAGUCACUCAAGAAAUAGUCAAGGCUGGUGCGUGUGUUGCUUUUACUGAAAAUAUUCUUAGUAGGCUACCAGACCGUAAUGCUCCUCAAAUUGUCAAGGUGAUGAAGGACUCAACAGCCAAUGUUGUGAUUGUCAUUUGCAAUGGUGUUAUUUUGGUUCCUAUUUUCGAUGAGAUGUUGUUAAAAAAAGUAACCAAAAGAAUAUUUGUUGCCAGUGAAGCAUGGUCCACAUUCACACUGAACAACAUGGAGAAAUAUUCUGAGCUACUUGUUGGCACUAUUGGUUUAGCUAUUCCCCGUGGAACAAUACCAGGGCUUAGAGAGUUCUUCAACAAAGUCCACCCAUCUAUGACUUUAGGAAGGAGCUGGGCAAAGAUUGUAUGGGAAAAAUCAUUUGGAUGCAAAUAUUUAGACAUUAAAAAUGUCACCAUGUCUACAAGUAUGCAAAUAAAGCAGUGUACCGGAGAAGAAAAACUAGAAAGCAUUCAGAACAACUACAAUGAUGUUUCAAGUUUAAGAAUCACCUACAAUAUUUACACUGCGGCUCAUGUUUUGGCCAGAGCACUGGAAGAUCUUAAAAGCUGCAAUAAGGCAGAAGGUCCUUUCAUCCUUGGUAGAUGUGCAGACAUUUGGAACUUCAAGUCAUGGCAGCUCUUGCAUUACAUGAAGAAAGUGAAGCUCAAACUAAGCAGCGGGAGGGAGCUUUACUUUGAUAGAAACGGUGACCCACCUGCUGUUUAUGACAUUCUAAACUGGCAGCAGGGCCCAAAUGGUACCAUAAGGCAUGUCAACGUGGGCAGUUAUGACAUGUCAGCAUUUCUUGGACAAGUCUUCACCAUCAACACCAGUGCCAUAGUCUGGGGAACUAAAGACCAACAGGUUCCUGUCUCAGUCUGCAGUCAGAACUGUCUCCCUGGUUUUCGUAAAGCACCUAAAAGAGGGCAAACAGCCUGCUGCUAUGAGUGUGUUGCCUGCUCACAAGGCGAGAUCUCCAAUCAGACAGAUUCUAUUGACUGCAGCAAGUGUCCAUGGGAUCAGUGGCCAAAUCCUGAGAAAUCAAAAUGCCUUCCAAAACGCUUAGAAUAUCUCUCUUAUGAAGACCCAAUGGGAUCUGCUAUAAUGGCCGGGAGCAUCACUUCCUCAUUGGUUCCUGCUUGUAUUUUAAGACUAUUUAUCCAGCAUAAAUCCACCCCCAUUGUAAAAGCUAACAAUUACACAUUAAGCUGCAUUCUUCUAGUAUCCCUUUCACUUUGUUUCCUAUGUGCUUUGACUUUUGUUGGUUACCCUCAACCAAUGAUGUGUCUUCUACGCCAGACUAUGUUUGGCAUGGUUUUCACACUAUGUAUCUCUUGUAUUUUGGCCAAAACGAUCAUGGUGGUUUGUGCAUUCAUGGCAACAAAACCAGGCAGCAAUCUGAGAAAAUGGACCAUGCCUCGGGUAUCCUAUUUUAUAAUUUGCAUUUGUUGUCUUUUACAAUUCCUCUUGUGCAUCACUUGGUUAUCUCUUGUUCCUCCAUUCCCUGAACUAAACAUAGAAUCCCAACCGAGAAUUAUCACUGCUGAGUGUAAUGAAGGUUCGCCCAUUACUUUCUGGUGCAUGUUGGGGUAUCUUGGCCUCCUGGCCACUAUCAGUUUUAUUGUUGCCUUCUUGGCCAGGAGACUUCCUGACAGCUUCAAUGAAGCCAAGUUCAUCACCUUCAGUAUGCUGGCAUUCCUCACUGUCUGGGUGUCCUUUAUUCCAGCUUCACUCAGUGCCCGAGGAAAAUACACAGUGACCAUGGAGAUAUUUGCAAUCCUAUCUUCCAGUUGGUCCCUUGUAAUCUGUAUGUUUGUUCCUAAAUGCUUCAUUAUAGUGUUCCGGCCUUAUAGGAAUUCCAAAGAACAUCUAAUGAGAAAAGAGACAGAUCAGUACAAAAUAACUAAAUAAUUGUAGAUCUGUUUGACAUGUCACGUCUGUACUGUCUUAAAUUAUGCAUCCAGCAUCCAAUGUAUUCUUAUAAUAUCGAAGAAGCAAAUGUAUCACAACUUUAUAGAGCU